AUGGCAGCAAACAUUUCAUGUUCUGCUAUUAACCAGAAGAAUCUCAAGAUCAAGAAAGGAUUAUGGUCUCCUGAAGAAGAUGAAAAGCUCUUCACCUACAUUACCAGAUUUGGUGUUGGAUCUUGGAGUUCCAUUCCUCAUCUUGCUGGGUUGAAGAGGUGUGGAAAGAGUUGCAGACUUAGAUGGGUAAACUACUUGAGGCCUGAUCUCAAAAAAGGUGGUUUCUCACAGCAAGAACAAGACAUCAUCGUUGGUUUACAUCAAGUUCUUGGCAACAGAUGGGCUCAGAUUGCAACAAAGUUGCCUGGAAGAACAGAUAACGAGAUCAAGAACUACUGGAACUCGUGUUUAAAGAAAAAACUGAUCAAACAAGGGGUCGAUCCGAACACCCACAAGCCGAUUACUGAUGUCCCGAACCAAGUUAACGAAGACAAGACUGGUUUUGCGUGCAAGCAAUCAGAGAAUGUUCAAACUUCAUCGUCGUCGUCGACAUCAUCAAUGGCAUUAAUGGCAGCUCAUGAACUAGAUCAAGCUUUUCAUAUGAACAACAAUGGUGGGUUGAUCACUAAUAACCUGUUUUUAGGUGAAUUGGAGAUGGGUAUCGCGCCGAUUGACCUAAACUGCGAUCUUUUAGCUCAAUAUCAACAGAUGAAUUGUGAAAUAUCAUCUUCAAGUUUUGAUCUUUAUGAUAACUUGACUUCAAGAAUGAUCAUGGAUUCCUUCAUGAAAGAGGAAGCAAGAGAGUUUUCGAGUACUAAUUAUUGUAAUUCGAACAUGAACAACGACCGUUUUGAAGGAUUCCAGAUGAACACCGAACCUGAAGAAGGGAAUGCGAAUCAAUGGCGAGAAUUGCGGGAGAUACAAGCUUAUAAUGAUGUAGGCGAUUUCGACAAUGGUCGUGCCGGUCAGUUGAAAAAGGGGCAGAGCGACUUUGUUCAAAAUGAUGCAGAAGAUUUCAGUAUCUACCAAAUGGGGUUUCUUUCUGAAACCCUUUUAGGUGAAUACUUGGAUGCUUUCCGCUAA
Messenger RNA from Cynara cardunculus var. scolymus (artichoke), 1023 nucleotides. RefSeq names its product myb-related protein 330-like. NCBI's taxonomy places the organism in Eukaryota, Viridiplantae, Streptophyta, Magnoliopsida, Asterales, Asteraceae. The coding region runs from base 1 to 1023 and encodes 340 amino acids. Gene Ontology annotation, biological process: regulation of stomatal movement. The transcript is spliced from 3 exons. The record is from RefSeq and is a predicted model, not a curated record.